UCUGCAGCAGCAUAUAAAAGCGAGACCACGAGCGCAUGCAUCACCAAGCAGUCAAGUCCUCCUUCAAGUUGCAUCAUUCGACGUUGGAUAACAGCAUGAUCGUUAAGGUGUUGCUGGUUUGCUUCUUCGCCAUCGCUCUGGCUCAGGAGGAGGACCCUCCUCAGCCGUACCACUUCAACUACGACAGCACCGAUGAACUCGGCAAUCGUCUAACCCAGACGGAAACCGGGGACGAGGCAAACCGAAAGGUCGGAACUUACGGCUUCCAGACGGCAGACGGAACCUUCCGCAAAGUGGACUACGUGGCAGACGAGAACGGCUUCCGUGCCACCGUCGACACUAAUGAGCCAGGAACCAAGGCUGAGAACCCUGCGGACGUCCAGCUCAACGCCAACCCGCGGCCGAACCCAGUGGUGGCCCCCGUUUCUGCUCCCCUUGUAGCCAGGCCUGCAGCUGCAGCUCUGCACCUCGUGGCUGCCCCACAGCCCGUUGCCGUGCACGCGGUUCAUGCUGUCUCCCCUCAACAUGUUCCAGUGACUUAUACUGUGGGAAGAGCGUCUAGUCGUUGAGUCGGAGUGAGCAAUUAACGUUCUUUGAGCUAUUAAUAGUUUGGUUUCCAUUUCCAAAUACGCGUAUGCGCAUGCUGAGUGACCUGCCGCCUUGUUACAUGGGGGAUAUCACCGGCUUUAUCAUCUCAAAUUUUGUUUCAUUUGCCUAUCAGUCAAUGAAUCAAUAGGCUUUUUGGUUACGUGCACGUUUUACGUUGAGACUUAACGGCGCUUACUCUCGUAAUGCCUGAUAGGCGCAUUCACUCUUUCUGCACGUCUCCUCUUGGUACUUUGCCACACGAUAGCUCGUAUGAGCGUCGCCAUGAUUACUGGAGGGAAAACACGACAUUCGAUAUUCCGCCGCCAGAGGGUGACGCGUACGUAUAUGGAAAUAAUCCAUUCAUACUUGUUUGAUGGUGUGAGCUGCACAAAUAGUCCUGUGUCACUGCCUCGGGUUCGUUUCCACUUCUUGUCUUCGUGUGUUGCCUUAUUUCAUUUACUUUGGGGUGAAGCACUGCUGGUGCACUACCUAAAAUAAACAACUACGUGUGGCGAGGCUUUGUCGUGAAGAUUAGACCGUUCACAGGUUGUGGGACAGCUUUCUUUGGGGAUUAUCUCAGGUCAUGGGUUGAAAUGAACCAAUGAACUCAUGUGUGCCGAUCGUCCAUUCCAGCCAGAGGGCCAACGGCUGUGAUAUGUUAUCUACUAAUGCUUGACUUCUGUAAGAAGUAUGCGUUUAUAACUAUUGUGUUAGUAGAUGGAAACUGUGAAACAGGAAGAAGAAAUAAAGCAAAUGAGAGAAAUAGUAAUUUCCUUACCGCUACAGUUGUCGUCAUUGCUCAUUACACGCCUCAAUCAGUCUGUAAAGUUCCAGGCUGUGCUUAACAUUUCGAAAUAAAGUUGUUGUUGUUGUUGUUAG
Molecule: messenger RNA, 1467 nt
Organism: Ornithodoros turicata
Lineage: Eukaryota; Metazoa; Arthropoda; Arachnida; Ixodida; Argasidae
Product: cuticle protein 16.8-like
Exons: 3
Coding region: 36-569 (177 amino acids)
Cellular component (GO): chitin-based extracellular matrix
Molecular function (GO): structural constituent of chitin-based larval cuticle
Source: RefSeq, a predicted model, not a curated record